AUGACGUCCGAAGAGCCGAUCGAUGUGGUCGCAAAGUCGUCGGAGAAGAGGAACGGCACCAGCUUCCCGAGCGAGAAAACGGUCAACAACAAAGCGGAGAAACAAGAACACGAACAGAAGAUGCGCUCGCAGGAAUUGAUGAGACUCGUUUACGAACUGCCCGAGGAAAUAAAGAAACCGGAGAUAAGCGUAAACAACAUGCUGAAGGAAAACCCGCCGAUCACUAUAGUCGAGAUAACGGAACAAAAUGGUUGCGAAACGGAAUUGGCCGGCGCGAGGCAAAGUGACAGUGAUUAUUUCAAAUCUAGUCCCAGUGAUUUAGGUGACGCGUACAGCACGAUGUCCACUAGCGAUAUUACAAUGCAGCGUGCCGAUGAGUUCAGAGAAGUCAUAGACAGGUCUUCGCCCGAGGAAUGCACCGACGAGGAAUUGGCGGAGCUGAAGAGAUUAUUGGAGGACAAACCCAAAGUGCUUGAGAGGUAUUUGCGUGAGUGCGCGAACUCCGAUGAAAUAAAUCGGAUACACAACAUAACGUCCGGAGGUCCAUUGUCGCCAAGGCCGCACCACGAGGCGCGGAGCACAUCGGUGACGUCAGACCUGUUCCAACUGUGGCUGUCAUCAUCGCCGGUUAAGCGGUCACGUUCACCAAGCAGCUCGGCGCAAAGGCAACUGGACGAGGCUGACCUUUUUAUGGACCUGAUUAAGGAUGUCGCCAAUGAACUGGAUAUUGAUGUGCUGUGCCAUAAGAUCCUGGUCAACGUUUGUUUGCUGACAUCGGCAGAUAGGGGCAGUUUGUUCCUGGCCAAAGGGAUGCCUCCCAAUCGUUACCUGCAAGCGAAGCUUUUCGACGUAACCAGAGAUACGGAGUUAUACGACGCGUUGAAGACCGCGAGAACGCAGGAGAUCAGGAUACCAUUCGGUGUUGGUGUUGCAGGCCUGGCUGCGCAGACAAAGCAUCCCAUCAACAUCAAAAAUGCUUACGCAGAUCCAAGAUUCAACAGCGAAAUCGACGCAAGGACCGGAUAUAAAACGGAGCUGAUACUGUGCAUGCCAAUUUGCAAUUACGAGGGUGACGUUGUUGGUGUUGCACAGAUUAUAAAUAAAACAGACGGUUCGAAGGAAUUCUCGGCGAGAGACGUUGAAGUGUUUCGGAGAUACCUCACGUUCUGCGGAAUCGGAAUUCAGAACGCUCAGCUCUUCGAGUCGUCGGUGCUCGAGUACAAAAGGAAUCAGAUCCUUCUAGCACUUGCUAGAAGCAUUUUCGAAGAACAGAGUAACUUGGAGUGCCUUGUAACGAAAAUUAUGACGGAGGCGCGGGAGUUGCUCAAAUGCGAGAGAUGCGCGGUGUUUCUAUUGGACACUGAUCAUUGUGAAUCGAGUCAUCUCGAACGAAUAGUUCAACGGCCCGGAGGUCAAAGGAGCGGCACUUUGGCGCUGCCACCCCCCGCCCCUACGCGUUUUCACACGCUCUUUGAGCUGGGUGCGAAACAUUCAAAAACGACAUUGACGCCUCGACACGACAACCGAUCAACACUAGCAUCUAUCGCUCUAGCGGUGGCCCGAUCGAACAAAGCUCUUAAUAUAUCAGACGUCGAUGAGUGGAGGAAGGAAAACGGCAUGAUAUUGGCAGACGUAGACAUGGACGACGCAGUGUACGUUAGGACGAUGCUGUGCAUGCCGAUAGUAAAUGCCAAUAAAGACGUGAUUGGCGUCGCGCAGUUAAUUAAUAAGGAAAACGGUUCUCAGUUUACGGAUGGAGAUAUAUCUAUUUUCGAGGCGUUUGCGAUAUUCUGCGGCCUCGGUAUCCAUAACACGCAAAUGUAUGAGAACGCUUGUAAACUAAUGGCUAAACAAAAGGUCGCUUUGGAAUGUUUGUCGUACCACGCUACGGCGUCAGCUGAGGACACGAACAAACUGAGCCAGGACAUAAUUCCCUCCGCAGAUAGCUACAAUUUAUAUAGCUUCAAGUUUCACGAUUUCGAUUUAUCAGACGAAGAUACUUGCAGAGCAACGUUGCGGAUGUUUCUACAAUGCAACCUCGUGGAAAAGUUCCACAUACCAUACGAUGUUCUCUGCCGCUGGACGCUGAGCGUGAAGAAGAACUAUCGACCAGUGAAGUACCACAAUUGGCGGCACGCGCUAAACGUCGCCCAAACGAUGUUCGCUAUGCUCAAAACGGGCAAAAUGGAGCGUUUCAUGUCCGACCUAGAGAUACUGGGGCUGCUGGUCGCGUGCCUUUGCCACGACCUUGACCACCGAGGCACCAAUAACGCCUUCCAAACGAAGACGGAAAGCCCCCUGGCGAUCCUGUAUUCGACCUCGACUAUGGAGCAUCAUCACUUCGAUCAAUGCGUGAUGAUACUGAACAGCGAGAGUAAUAAUAUAUUUCAGGCACUGUCACCGUGCGACUACAAGGACGUCAUGAGGGUUGUGGAAACGGCAAUACUCUCCACUGAUCUGGCAAUGUACUUUAAGAAGAAAUCAAAGUUCCUCGAGCUCGUCGAUAACGGGGAGUUCGAUUGGCAGAGCCCGGAAAAAAAAGAAUUGCUCUGUGGCAUGAUGAUGACUGCGUGUGACGUGUCGGCCAUCGCCAAGCCUUGGGAAGUGCAGCACAAGGUAGCGAAGCUGGUAGCCGACGAGUUCUUCGACCAGGGCGAUUUGGAGAAGUUGCAGUUAAACCAGCAGCCUAUCGCCAUGAUGGAUAGAGAAAAGAAAGAUGAGUUACCACAGAUGCAAGUGGGCUUCAUCGAUAUGAUCUGUCUGCCACUCUACAAAGUCCUAUCGGACACGUUUCCUUGGAUACAGCCGUUGUACACCGGGACGAUGGAGAACAGGCAGCGGUGGCAGGACCUGGCGGAAAAGGUGGAAAUGGGCCUCACUUGGAUAGACCAUGAUACCAUCGAUAAGCCCAUCGAAGAGUUUACUGCAUCAAAUGAAGCAAUAAAAGAUGUUGAGUUCACCGUUACGACCCUUAAUUGCGCUAAACCUGCACCAGAAACGAGCAACAUGGCACUUGUUAAGAAAACUUAUUCGUUAAGAAGGCCUAAAGCUGGAAAUUUUCCAUCGAGGCCACCAAGGAACAAAUUUACUAGAUCCCUCUACGCGCCAAGCUCACAGGCCGAAGGGAGAGAGAAAGAGAGGGAGAAGACUCUAACGACGGUGCUGACAGAGAAGAACAAUCACUGCACCGUCGCUGUGCCACAUGUUGUGACGGUUAAGUUUUCACUGGACCAGCCAGAGCAGUACAGACAAAAAGGACAAAAUCAAGCCGUCCAAAUCGAU
This is a messenger RNA of Iphiclides podalirius (scarce swallowtail), 3282 nucleotides long. Lineage: Eukaryota; Metazoa; Arthropoda; Insecta; Lepidoptera; Papilionidae. The record is from the annotation of a GenBank genome assembly.